Molecule: messenger RNA, 8837 nt
Organism: Heterobilharzia americana
Lineage: Eukaryota; Metazoa; Platyhelminthes; Trematoda; Strigeidida; Schistosomatidae
Source: the annotation of a GenBank genome assembly
UGGAUAUUGAUGGGUCUGGCGAGUUUUCAACCUUGGCGUUACUACUGGCGUUUAGAUGACUAAAUAAUCAUAAUUUAGAGAUGAGUAGCUUUCCAUCACUUGAGUAUAGAUCAUUAAAAAGGAAGGAACACUGCCCCCCAGAUGUGUACUGUCAAAGGAUUGAGCAGAAGGAGGAUUUGAUGUGUGAAGAUUUUGUCAAAGAUGGCUUCAAAUACACUAAGCCAGUGCGUGAUGAAUACGAAUCAUGUAAAGAGGAAAGCAGGUUCCUAAGUUCCGAAGCCGUCUGGAAUUUCUGCUACAAUGUUAUGCUCAAGAAGUAUGAAUGUUCCAACUUUCAAGACUUCAAAAAGCGACAGACUACGAAUAUCCGUGAUACUGUCAUUCCCGUCAUUGAUAUGUACAAAGAACAGGUUUGUGAUUGGUUUCGGGAACUAUCUAGCAAUGUCCCACUUCAGAAUCUUGGGCGUCGUGUUCCAUUUUUUAAGGAUAAGGAAGAAAGUUUGCAUGAACUUCUUUUAAAUAAAGUUCCCAUAUCUCGAGCUUUGUGGUUUGUUAAUAUGAGCGUUAUUCAAUCAACUGCAGUUGCAGAGACUGCAAAGAAAAAGCCAAGAGCACCACAGGAUCCUACUGCUGAAUGGUCCUCCACACUCUGUCGUAUGCUAUCUCGGGCCUUAGAGCCUAUCUAUGCACCAAUCAAACAUAAUGAACUUUCAGCCCUGUAUAAUGACUGGGACUACCUUUUUUCCCUACUUAUUGCUAUGUAUGAUGCGGAUAUGGCGGAUCAUUGGGAAGUCAUAAUUUGGUUGAUUAAAGUGGCGGAAAAUAUUCAUGAACAUAUUCGAGGUCAGAUGUUGUCCCCGUCCAUUAGUUUGUCACCUAAUCAUUCUUCACAUACUGGCAAAAUUGUGUCUGAUUUUCCACUGAAGUUCAUUUUACAUUAUCUGAUCAAAUUUGGACGCCGAUUUACUGAAAGUGAACUAUUAAUCCGGAGAUUACUUCAUUGGUGUUGCACCACGUUUGCAGAUGUGUUAGUUUGUACUGGGUCUGAACAUACUCCUUCAGCGACCAUGCUACAGGGCAUUUUAAAUGAGUAUAAAGACCUCGGAACAUGCCCUUUACAUCGAAACAUCGCUAUGUCAUUAAGUAGUUUGAUUACCUUCAUAGUUCUAAGCUGUCCAUCAGCUGCUCUGUGGAAUCCUCUUCCUUUCGAUACUGAACAUGCUUAUUUCAAAGGGUCACCACUUGAUCAUAUUCCACACUCUUUGAUCGCACUACCCUUACCGCGGGGAGAAGAAUCAAUAUCAAUACGUAAAUGCUUGUCAGAAGUUGAGGAAGAUAUAAUAAGGCGUAGUCAACUUGCUGAAUCUGGUUGGCUCCUUGAACCAGUUAUUGGAAACAAUGGUGAAAAUGUUGAACGUCUUGUUCGUUUACUCGAAAUAUUAGAUCGUCAUGAAUAUCAUCUUGUUCGUGAACCAAAUCCUAUGGAAUCACUUUAUAAUCGUAUAUUCAAUGAUGAUUCUAUUCAUACGGAUACAGCUACUGUUGUAACAACUUUGUGUGAAUGGGCUGUAUCACCUUAUCGUAUUGGAAUUUAUCGAUCAAUAACAGUUGCAUGCCUUCUAGAACAAUUUAAGAAUACUUUCUAUGGGAUUGGCAACAAUAAUAGUAACAGUAUUAUUAACACUGGUAAUACAGUAGUCCAGUCGACAACGGCAACUAUAAUUUCUACUGCCAAUAGUAAUAUUGGUGGUAAUAGCAAUGUUACUUCUAACAAUAAUAAUAAUAAUAAUAAUAAUAACGUUACUAAUACCACCAAUAACAACAUAAAUACCAUGGGUUUUGAAGCCUAUCAGUCAUUACAAGAAACAUUGAUUAGAUUUUUAGAUAACUGUACUACACAAUUACCACCAUUCAACGGUGAACAGUCAUUGAUUGAAAAUGAUCUAAUGCGUAAUCUGGUGUGUUUAUUCUCUGAACUAAUUGAUCGUGAAGUGUUUGAUCAUGAUAAUUAUGUGAGAUAUUUUAUUGCACGUGGUAUUUUUGAUACAAGUUUUCAUCCAUUAGCUAUUUCUGACAACACUGGCCAGAGCAAAACCAAUGUAUCAUGUAAUCUAUUGUCCUGUAGUAACAAUAUUAAUCAAUCCGUCAAUACACCGACGAAUGUGACACGUUCUGCUACUACUACUACUACUUCGAUGACGUCGACAACAGCAACAUGUCAUUCACAGACAACAGCUCAGCAUUCUGUUAAAUCGGAAUUCUCUGAAGAUAUGGAUCGUUAUAGUAUGGAUAAUCCUGAUUCUGUACGCUCUGAAUCUGGUGUCAUUAGUAUGAUGUCACUUCAGUCCUUGAAUGUAAAUAGUUCUGCUAGCAUAACGAAUGUCCCAACAAAUCCUCAUCAAGCAUCCACUUCAUGUAAUCGUUUAGGUCAUUCAAGUCAAUCUGGUCACUUACACUAUUUGAUUCAAUUCCCUAUACCACAAGAUGAAAGUUAUGCACAUGAACAAAAUCAACGUUUUCAAUUGUUGUAUGGUUCUGUUCGAUCACGUGAUCGGGCAAGAUAUCCUAUUCGAAAGUUAGUACGUGAUAUCUGUAAGCUGUUUACCAAGAAGAUUUAUUUAAUCGAUGUAUUUCAUGGUGAACUCGGUAGACGUAAAAAGAGUAAAGACAGAGAACGUGAAAAAGAUGCCAGUAAUAAUAAUAAUAAUAAUACUAACAGUACUAACUCUAGUUGCCUUGGAACAGGGAUAUCAGUAGCAGGAAUGACAACAGUCACACAAUCUACAGCUUUAAGUACGGCAGCGUCAACUGCAGCAGGAACACCAGGAAGUACUGGAGGAAGUGGAUCAAGCCAUCGAAACACUAACGAUGAUACUAGAUCAAUUGAUGAACUUCAUGAAGAUAUAAUGAAACGUUUCAUUAAUUUAUCAUUUUAUGAUAUGGAAUAUGUACUUUCACAGUGUACUCCAGUAUUUGUAAAAAUGCUUAAUGGUUCCAAUUGUCAUUCAACUACCAAUACACCGGUUGAAGAAAUUACUAAUACAAAUCUAACUACAAUGAAUACAAAUUCACCAUGUUCAUCAUCUAAUUCAACUAAUAAUCAAAAUAAUAUUAUCAUUAACAAUAAUAGUAAUAGUAAUAAUCAAUUAUCAAUGAUCACAACCAGUAUUCAAUCGCAUAUUUAUAUGCCUGUACCAAGUUCAAUAUUUUUAUUUUUUGAAUUAAUUGAAAUAUCAUUGAAUAUUACAUCAUUAAUAUUAACUGUUAUUGAUACAUUGGAACGUUUAAAGAUAUUAUUUGAGAAUCGUACACAUUUUAUGACAUUAUAUAUGUCAUCUUUAUGCCUUAGAACUGUUGGUAUAUUACAACGUUAUCAAAAUGUAGUAUUUACAAUGGGUGAUAUAUCAAGUCGAUUAUUUCCUACAUUAAUUGAACAAGUUAGACAAGUGAAAGAACCAACUCAAUGUGGACCACUUGAACGUUGUAUUCUAAUUUAUUUAAAUGAUUUAUUUACAUCGAAUGUUGUAGUUAAAACACGUUUCUCUCCUAUAUAUGGUAAAGCACAUCAAAAAGUUAAUGCAUUAUUACGUCGUAUUGAUCCAAAUGAAGGUAUAAAUCAAUUUGAUAUAGAUUAUGCUAAUGAUUUAUUAACAACAACAUCAAUGGAUAAUUUAACAUCAUUUCGUGCUUAUGCUGAAGAUUUACGCAGUAAAUCAGAUUCAAGAUAUAGUUUUGUUUGUAAAGCUAUUAUUUGGAUAUGUCAAGCGAAAACAUCUGAACGUGUUAAUUAUUUAUGUGGUUUAUGUGCUGAAUUAACUUCACAGUGUAGUGAAUUAACAUCAGAAUGGCUUGGUGCAUUCUAUGCUAUUUUAGCACCACGUUCAUAUGUACACGGUUAUAAUCCGUUAGUGAGUGCUAUUGAACCAAGUCAUAUAUGGAUAUAUGAUAAUUUAAGUUCAUUAAUUGGUACAUUACUAUCUAGAUAUUGUUUUACUAUAUCAGAUUUUUUACGAUUAGUUAUAUGUCCAGCAAUGGCUCAAGGAUUAGAUGAUGUUAGCCAACCAGUUGGUGCUCAAUUAGAAUCGAUUAUCUCUUUAGCUUGUCAUAUACUUCAUCGUUUAUUUACAGCUGAGUCAACUGUUAGUUCAUUACAAACUACUUCUAGUGUAUUGACACCAACUUUAGAUGUGAACACAUCAAAUAAUACUAGUGCUACCAUUACUAGUAAUAAUAACGCCAUUAGUGCAAAUUCUGAUACAUUGUUGAAUCCAUCACCUCCACCUUUUCGUAUAUCUGAACCACUACUUUUAACUGCUGCAUUACAAAAAGUGACUUCAGAGUUUUUAGUUGAUGUGCUUAAAAUGCUUAUUGUACAUAGUGACAAAGCUUCAGUUGAAAGUCAAGCUCCAGGAAGUUUACAAGGAGAGAAUACUGAAGAAUUAGAUAGUGAUGGCAAUGAUGAUGAUGAUGAUGAUGAAGGUGAUGAUGACGAUGAUGAUUGUGGUGAUGGAAAUCCAAAUGAACGUGAUGAUAACGAUGAUGAAUUAACAGAUGUUGACUCUGAAGGUGAUACUUCUUUCAAGAAUGCAGCUCGUAAACGUCCUAAAAAUUCUCAACAAAAAGGUUUUAAAUCGAAAAAAUUUAAACGCCGUCGACGUCGUUUACAAAAUCGUAAGACAAUUUCACAGGUUCAUUACAUUGUACAACGAUUUCUUGAACAAGAUAUUUUGCCUACGAGUGUGGAAUUGCAUUCUUUACCAUUAAAUGCAUUAACUCAGUUAGUUCUACGUGAAAUUUGUACUGUAUCAUGGGUACGUGAACGUUUUCAUCAGAUGACUCCAAAUCAACUAAUACGUGAAAAUGUUUUGAUUGAUAAAAAUUUCUCUCAAAGUCAAGCUAGACGUCUUUUACAUAUCAUAUAUUGGCCGUAUGAUUUAUCCUGGACAGAUAUAGCUUCGACAUCUGAAGGACUUUCUGGUGCAAUGUGUCAUGUACUACGUGAUUUAAAUAUAUGGACAUUAAAAUGUGCACAAAUGGAAUUUCAAUUAUUAUACGCUCAGAUAUCAUUUUCACAACAAGGGGAAGUACUUGGCUAUUUGGCACAAUCAAUUGUGCAAGGAUUUCAAGUUCAAGUAUUCAAUUGGCUUGAUUCUAAUAAUUGUGGAAAUUUUCAGGAUGGAUCAAUGGGACAUUUUGAUGGUCUACCAACCAUUGAAUUAGGUGAUAAUGAUCCUGUUUGGUUAUUACCUGCACUAAUUGCUAAGUUACCAAAAUCAUUGAAGGCUCAAGUGGUCAAAGUUACAUCAGAGAUAUUGAAAGGUAUAAAACAUUUUUGGAAGCAUAAAAAUGAUGAAGAUAAAGAAAGUGUACUAUUACAGAAUUCUAUCCUUUUAUCACAUCCAACUUUUUUAUCAUUACUUCAAGUUUGCUUACCUGAUGCAGAUUUUUUAAUUGAUUCUUUAUAUGAACAAAUUGAAUAUUUUGUAUUGAAUGCACGUGAUAUAGCUGAUCGUGUACCGGAUAAUUUACAUACACGACAAAUAGUUCAACAAUGCUUAAAAUAUCGUUUAAUAUUAGUUGGACAAAAAUUUCAAUAUAUUCAAUCAGAUUCAGAUAUUUGUACACGAUGGGCUACAUUAUUAGCUCAGUUAAUUAGUCAUGGUGUUACAGAGCCUGAAUCAAAUUGUACUCUAUUUUAUAUGGUUUACGAUAUGUUACAAAUAUUGAUACAUACUUUAGCAGCACGUUCUGGUAUCGAAGGUAAACAUUAUCAAUCUGUAGCUAAAAAGAUACGUCGUGAAUUAUCUGAGCGUCCUCCUUGUUCAGGCAUAGAAUAUAUCCGUCCAUUAUUAUUACUUACUAAGGGUUCAUAUACAAUUUUUGUUACCGGACAAUCACGUCAAUCAUCACGUGGUGGAACAUCAAAUGCAACCAGUAGUGGAUCACUUGGCAGUAACACAGGAGGUGGUUCAAUUGGCAAAUUGAGUGGUAGUAGCAGUGGUACAAGUGGAGGUGGUGGUGGUUGUGGUAAAUCGAGCAAUUCAAAAGGAUCUGGUGGUAAAGCUGCUGGACAUAGUUUUUUAACCUCUACAACUACCUCAAUGCAUCAAACUAAUCAUCGAAAUCAACAACAUAAAAAACGUGGUUAUAUGCUACUGGGGAAAGAACGUUUCGCGCCUUGGGAAGUAUAUGAUCCAAGUAAGCAACCAUUACUUUUAUCAAUGCAUGGUGCAGUACAUACAGAGUCAGUGUUAUCACGUGUUGAAGAACAAGCGAAUCGAUUAAUACGUCAUGAGCAUUUUCAUAAAAUAUUUCGUCCACCUGAAUUUUAUAUGAUACCUAUUUAUCCAGAGAUCUUAGAAGAAAGUAAUACAAUUGAUGGCAAACAGUCUGAUGUUGCUGAUGACGAGAAUUCAACUAUAAUGAAAGCAAUAAAAAUAGAAAAUAACAAUCCUGAUGGUAAUGUAACUAAUAGUACGGCUAUGAGUAAUGUGUUUGGUAAUAACAAUAACAGUAGUUCUGUCAAUUCAGUGGGAGAAUCACAAAUUCUAUCACUAAAUGAUAUUGUACAAAUGUCAGAUACAGAUUUAUCUGAAUGUGCAAAUCAGUUUAUUCAACUUAGUACUGGCAAUAAUACUAAUACCACUACUACUACUACUAAUAACAGUAUUAGUAGUAGCAGUAACAACAUUAACCACUCGACAGUUCUGUAUGAUCAAAAACUUAAUAUUUCUUCAAUGUCUUCUCACACUAACAGUAUAAUGUUUAAUGAAUCCAAUAAAUCUGUAAAUGCCAACAGUCAGAUUGAUUUAAAUCAUAACAACAUGAUGGUUAUAUCAUCAUCUUCAUCUCCUUCAACUACUACUCAUACCGUUGCUAGUAGUAUCCAUCCGGGAUAUGGAAAGAUGUUGAAUUCGAGAAGUAAUAGUGAAUUGAUCGAUAACUUGUCAUUAAACAAUCCAAUAAAUACUUUUCAGUCAUCAUCGUCAGCAGCAGCAGCGACAUCUGGUGCUGUUUUACCGUUAUCCAGUUCACAAAUUCAUUCUCAUCAACAAAUUCAUGGUCAUCACCAUCAUCAUCCGCAACAACAACAACAACAACUACUUUUAAACUCAAAUCAAACAUUCCAGUCAGCGCGUAAAAUGCCAUCACAGCAAAGUCUUAUGAAUGAUUAUACUAAUAAUAUGAAUGAAUUGGAGCAGAGAUCUAUACCUGUAAAUCAUGUUGGACAUAUGAGUACAAUUAAUUAUCCUCCAAGUCAUCACAGUCAUCAGUUAGAUAUAAAUAUGCAUAAAGGUAAUAAAAUGGUGGGUAUAGAUUACAAUGACAGAAUGAUUUCAUCACAGUCUUCAACAUCUCAGCAACCAAUUCAAGGACAGACACCAAUACCUCCGUUACCGCCUUCAACACCUAUGAGUAGCACAGCAGCACAUGUGACAACAACACCUACCACAACAAAACGUAAACGUGGAUCUGGACGUCGUGGAGGUGGCGGAAAUUUAGCAUCCUCACUCCGUUCUACUGGACCAAAUAGUUCAUCUUCACGUGGUGGUAUGCAUACUACUGGUUCAAUGAAUGUAAGCUAUGAACGAGUCAGUAAUCCUUCGGUGAAUGUAUACUCCUAUAAUGUUAUUAAUUCUGAACAACAAAUAAAUGAUUCGAAUCAUCAAUGGGGCGGCAAACAAAAUGUUUAUAAUAUGAAUUUACUUGAAUUACAGCAACAACAUCACCAGCAACCACAGACACAUGUACAGCAGUCCUCUUCAUCUACACGUGGUCAACAACAUCAACAUCUAGCUAAUUUAAGUGGAUUCCUACGUAAUCGCGCACAGCAGCAACAACAACAACAACAGCAACAUCCUGGACAGUCUUAUAGUUCGAGUUUCAAUCCAAGUAAUCCUGUUGUUGUGUCACAUUCAGGUCAUGCGUUUGACCAGUCCCAACUGAGUAAUCAGUUUAACCAAUCGAAUACGCAUAUGCCUGAUACUGCUCCUCCUGGUUCAGUGAAAAGGAAUUUAACAACCAGUGGUGGUAAUAUCUCUCGAUCCAUACAACAGUCAUCACAACAACAAGUUUCAAGUCAACAACACCAGCAACAACCUCAUCAAAUGAUCAGUCAUACUCCUGGACCACCACAGCAAAUUCCACAGGGUGUACCUAAUCCACCACCAUAUCCAGUUUCUAAUCAACCUCAACAACAUUCAUUCCGUAUUCCAUCUGAUGAGUCCUAUAUGAUGACUAUCAAUGACUCAAAUAUUGAUGAACAAUUUAGACGACAGUCACUGAAUCCUGUAAUGAAUCCCAUUCAUCAGUCGAAUACAGUUUUAUCACGUCCACAAGCUUAUGAAUCCGUAACAAAUCAAAUGCAAGCUGAAACACAGCAUUUAUCAUAUAUGCCAACACAAAGUGAUCAGCAAAUAAAUCAGUCUAGACUGCAAUCUCGUAUGAUUUCUCAAUCUCAACAACAACAACAGUCGGGGCAAAUGAUGCGACCUGAUAUGAUUCCGACAUCAGUUAUGGAUACUGGCGGUAACAAUAUUCAAUCAUCUGGUAAUUCUCAACAAUCACAUAUACAGAAUAUAUCUCAUUCAUCGUAUCCACGUUAUACUGGGUACUAAUUUUUUUUCUUUUUGUUCUGAUUUCUGUUCUUCUUAUGUACAGUAUACAUUUCAUCUGUAAAAAAAAGUAAUAAAUGUAUUUCUUACGUUUAGUUUUUAGAACUAUUUCUCAAAUCCCUGAUGUUGUGUUUCAUUUUACUUUCUUCUGUUGAUAUAUGUUCAUCUUUCAUUUUCGAGAGGUUAAUAGCAGAUAAAUGUGCAAAUAAAAAUAAUUAUGUA